AUGGCGAAGCGACGAGUGACAGCGCUCUGACAGGCGCGGGGGGACGGCGCACACGGACACGACGGGACUCAGUCCUCCGCCGUCAGUCGUGCGAGCCGCACGCGUCGCUACCCAGUGCCUGUGACUUGUGGAUUAUGUGCUGACAACGGAGUAUUCAUUUCGUGAAGUGCUACAAUUAUUUUUGUGAGUGAAGAAAUUAUCAAAGCUGGAAAAGGAUACCGUCUUGUGGAGCAAUAUGCUCACGUCUAGCAACCAGUACCUGCGACCGGAUUACCUGUCGCCGCUGCCCACCACGCUCGACGCGAAAAAGAGCCCGCUGGCGCUUUUAGCGCAGACCUGCAGUGCCAUCGGCGCCGACACACCCAACCCCAAACUGAUCUCCGCCGCAGAGAAAGCCAGCAAGAAGUACGAAGACAAAACAACCAUACACAUGGAUAACAAACCAAGCUUCAAGCCCUACGAGUCAUGCCUGACGAGAGAAAAGACUAGAACUCCGGAGGACAGGUCUUCGGCCAACCCACAUUCGAAGACGCCUCUCUCUUCUAAAGGGAGCACGUCGACGACUCCAGUGCAGGCCCGGUGCCAUAGCAAUCAGAGUUCCUCGUCUCAACGCACGUCACCACCUGCACAUCGCAAAACACCAUCGGAGAAAUCGGAGGAACGGUCCAGUCCUCUCAAUUCCCCGAUUCCUGCAAAAUCUAAUGCGGAGCUGACCAGCUCAGCGUCCAAGUUACCAUACAUACCGACGUCCCUGACGUCUAGUGCCGAAACCAAAGAAUCUUCAAGCUUCAAGCCCAGUGUACCAGUGACGUCCUCGGCCUUCCUGGGUGGAUUAACUCCGAGCGGCUUCCCGCUUCCGAUGGAUUUAAUGACUAGCAGUUUAAUGGCCGCUCAACACCACGCAUUAAAGAACGGUCUAAAUCCAUACCUCGCCUAUGCCAGAAUGAAGGCUCCAGGAAGCGAUCUUGGCAUCUGCCGGGAUCCGUACUGCACAGGCUGUUCUUUAAGUUCUCAUUUGCUCAAAUCUGCGGUUUGUCCCGCCGGCUGCGCUCAGUGCGAUCACGCCAAGACACCGUUCUCCCUGCCGAGCGGACACCCUGCCGCUGCCGCAUACGCCCACGCUCAGCUGGCGGCACUGGCGGCAGCGUCGCAGCUGCCCUUUGUGUGCAGUUGGAUGGCGGGUGAUUCUGCCUACUGUGGGAAACGAUUCGCAACCUCAGAAGAGCUGCUUCAACAUUUACGGUCGCACACGGCGAGCGGGGAAUCCAGCCCAAGCCUAUCGAUGCUAAGCGCAACACACCCGCUGUUGCAGCGCACGUACCCCACGCCGCCGCUGUCGCCGCUCACACCGCGCUUCCAUCCGUACAGCAAGCCCUCGCACCUGGUGUCGUCGCCGCCGCUGCCUUUCCCGCUGCCUCCACACCCCUCGCUGGCCGCCUACUUCCCUUCGUACCCGCUUUUUGGCCCACGGCCGCUGCACCCGUGAGGACCGUCGGCGCUCCACGCACACAAGAAGGGGGGCGCCGAUCGCUAACGCCCAUUCGUAAACGGACAAUCGGAACGGAGGAAGUGUAAAUAUAGGUUAGUGUUCUUCCAGUUUCUAGUCGGCUCAUAUCAUCGUCGGACGCGAAGGCCUAGUGGCCACACCAGCUGUGAUCUCUAACUCGUAAUAUUCGUUAUAGUUUAGUGCAGCGGACUCCGCGAGGACUCCUCUCUCGCCUCGCCGCCGCCGCUCCUCGCUGCGUGCGCGGUCUUUACUUUUAUAGCUAGAAUAACGAAAUUUCUAUGUACCAAAUCGAUAGAAGUAAUUUAAAUAGUUUUUUUUAGUUGUUGCGAAUAAUUAUUGAGAAUUGUUAAUUAAUUGUGUUUGUAUUUUUUAUGUAAUCGAUGUAUUUCGAAAAAUACCUGAUGACACUAAUCACAUAUCUCUGCAACUUAAAGUUAAGGAAUAGUAUGCGCUAAAGUAAUUAUUGUAAAAUAUAAAUGUUACCGCAAAUCAAUGUCCGGGUUAUUUGUGUAGCCACUUUCUACUUUUAUCUCAUAAGAUUUGAACACAAUUUAUUUAGUGAUUUACAUUUGAUCGCUUGCUGUACCGGCACUCUGUUGUCUGACAUAAAAUGAUAAAUAGAUGUAAUACUAUCGAUGUUGAACACAUUAAUUGUAUCUGUGGACAGAAGCUCGUAAUUGCAUGUACUAGAUUCUUACGAAUUGACACUACACUGUAAGUUCUUGCAAUCGAUAUCUGUUGACAUAAAGAUUUGUUGUUAUAAACGAAUAUAAAAUUGAAAAAAAAAUAUACGUAAAUAUUUAAUUC
Molecule: messenger RNA, 2314 nt
Organism: Papilio polytes (common Mormon)
Lineage: Eukaryota; Metazoa; Arthropoda; Insecta; Lepidoptera; Papilionidae
Gene: elB
Product: zinc finger protein Elbow
Exons: 2
Coding region: 236-1486 (416 amino acids)
Biological process (GO): negative regulation of DNA-templated transcription
Cellular component (GO): nucleus
Source: RefSeq, a predicted model, not a curated record